GCUGUCGCCAAGCUUAUGGAAUUUAGGCACAGACGUUCGCCUUCCUCAUUCCAACUUGAAAACCUUAGGCGCCAUCCCCACAAAUCAAAUACAGGACAGAAGGCAUCCUCUGUCUCUGAUCCCCACAAAUGUGUGAGAUCUAGCAUCCAUCAUCCCUCAGGUUCCAGGGCUUCCUAGACGGCCUUGGAGUGACUGGUCCAGAUGAGUCAUGGGGUGAGAUGAUAUGACCACAUCAUUCAUUACUGUCGUCCAUGGUAGUCAUGGGGACCUUCUUCCCUCCUGGUCACAUGGCCACUUCCUUCCUGCCUGGGGAACUCUGGUACGGAAACUAAAGUCCGUGAUGGCUCCGAGAGCCGACUUUGUCCAGGCAGGCGGAAAUAUUAGGCAGCACCAAAAUGCCUUUGAGCCACAGAAGGUGGUGCCUUGUCGGACUCACAGUCUUUUCUAUUGAGAUAUGAGCACCCAGCUUCUCCAUAUUAAAGUGUGUGGGCCGAGGGGCCUUGCUGACCUACGAAUGGUCUCGAUGUGGCGGCGCUGUGCCUGGGUACCCAUCGUUUCAGGCCUCGCCACACAUGAGUACGUUAUUCCCCAUUGACCUAUUGACUCGAGCCCAUCCGCCUUCCCACCCUUCUUCCCACCCUCCUGACAGAGUCAAUGACUCUUGUACCGGUUUGGAAGGCCCUCAGCCUUGCUUUCACGGGCCGUGGCUCGCGCACUCGAGCCAAACAGGCCAAACGAUAAGAACCGGGGGGGCCGCUCUGACUUCGUUCGCCUUCUGACUGGUACCUACCUUACAUUAAAGCCUUGCCUCGACCUUCACUCACUCUUCUCCCCCAUCACCUCUUUAUAUCACUCGACACUUCAACUCGACCGCUCGUCGCUAUGAUUAUGAAAUCUAAUAUCCAAUAUCCAAUCUCUCCGCCCAGUGAACGGAGCUUGUUACCAGCGCGCACCAUCCUCGAGACCAAGCUGAUACCUCCGACCAUGCCGGACGAGCAUGUACCCGUCACCUCGAUACCACCAAAUAUUCCAAGGGCAAUCCACGCUAUCCGCCGCAACCGGUCGCCUCCGCGCAACGAAAACAACGAGAUGUUCUGUGACCACGUCGCCUGCCAGGGCAAGGACCAGACCUUUAGAAGGGUGUGCGAGUGGAAUAAACACAUGGACAGACACGAGAGACCGUAUGUAUGUCGCGAGUCCGGGUGCGAACUCACAUUGGGCUUCACCUACUCAGGAGGCCUUCUUCGCCAUCAGCGAGAGGUGCACCGGAUGCAUCUAUCGACUAAACAGCGACUGUACUGUCCAUUUCCCAAUUGUAAUCGAAGCUCCGGCACGGGAUUCACUCGGAGAGAGAAUCUUGAGGAACACAAGCGGAGGAGGCACUUGGAGGAAAUCUCAACACGGCAAACACAUCAAGCGUCGCCCUCAUCGUCGCCUGUAACAACAACAAUCAUCGAUCGACCAGGCUCUGCUGCUGCGCCUACAAACCUAACCACCCUGACACGACAACCAUCCGCCAAGCGAAGACGACUCUCGGUGACAGGGCCAUCGCCUUCGGCCAGGCAGCAAGAAAUCAAGCCUCGGGUGGCAACCAUGGCUGGCGUCCCAUUAGAGGACCAGGACGGGAACCGGGACCUGCCGCAAGCAGCAGACGUCGAGGGUGAUUUGGUCCAGUCUCUUCGAGCCGAGAUCCGUCAAAGAGAAGAAGUCAUCCGCCAGAGGGACGAUUUCAUCCAUCACCAAACCAAUGAAUUGCAACGCCUACAAGCCCUGUUACGCGAUUUGCCUACUCAACGCAUCUACGCCAUCACAAGCGUCCUACAGCCGGGCAUGCCUCCAGGAGGGACCCGGGGGUAAAAGUGGGAUGGCAUGGGAUUUUUCGUCAUUUUUCUUUUUUGUCGAUCAUGCAUUGGUUUUCUUUAUGGGCUUGGAAAGGGGGCACGGGGGAGAGGGAAUUUGGCAGGAAUAGAUUGCAAUGGGAUUGGAUGGUGAUUGGGAUGGGAGGCAAAUCGUUACUCGAUCAUACAUGUAUCCAUCAUCAACUACGAGUUUCUUUGGUCUUUGCUUCGCCAGCGACACUCUACUACGAAACGAACGUCAUGAAAUAGGAGCCUAUAGUUGCUACCUAGGUCUUGGUACCUUACACUACCGCCACUCAUAAUAAU
This is a messenger RNA of Exophiala mesophila, 2165 nucleotides long. RefSeq lists its product as uncharacterized. Gene Ontology annotation, cellular component: nucleus. The record is from RefSeq and is a predicted model, not a curated record. NCBI's taxonomy places the organism in Eukaryota, Fungi, Ascomycota, Eurotiomycetes, Chaetothyriales, Herpotrichiellaceae. The transcript has a single exon. The coding region runs from base 883 to 1857 and encodes 324 amino acids. Gene Ontology annotation, biological process: regulation of transcription by RNA polymerase II.